Molecule: messenger RNA, 7210 nt
Organism: Pelobates fuscus (common spadefoot toad)
Lineage: Eukaryota; Metazoa; Chordata; Amphibia; Anura; Pelobatidae
Gene: DOCK10
Product: dedicator of cytokinesis 10
Exons: 57
Coding region: 66-6695 (2209 amino acids)
Biological process (GO): small GTPase-mediated signal transduction; dendritic spine morphogenesis; regulation of cell migration
Molecular function (GO): guanyl-nucleotide exchange factor activity
Source: RefSeq, a predicted model, not a curated record
GCGAGCACUGUUUUACAAACAUAGCAUCAACAUAGAAGUUAUUUUGUAGGCUUCAUGAUGCAGAUAUGGGCUGUGCUGCCAGCAUUGUUCUGCUUCAAACCUUUCGUUCUGUGGUACAGAGGAGCUGUCCCCAUAUUUGCACGAGACGACAAGAGGAUUUGUCACAUGAGAUUGUGCUACAGGAUGAUGUGGAUGAUAUAAGCAGACCAAGAACUCUGAUAAUAAUGCAUGAAAAACCUAAAUUAUUGGAACCUUUGGAUUACGAGUCUGCUAUAAGUGAAAUAGAAAACACAUAUUACAAUGAUCCCCUGAGAGACCUGGUAUUAUUCCCUGAAGAUGACUUUUCUGUAGAAACGAUUCCCAUGGGGAUGCACACCCUCUAUUCCACAGUGCCUGAAGAAGCUGAGCAAAAAGCUACACAUUUGUUGGUCAAAGAGGCCUGUAAAUAUUACAAUUCUCACUGGCAUGUGGUGAACUACAAGUAUGAGCUGUAUUCUGGGGACUUCCGACAGUUACAGCAAUAUUACUCAAAGACAGAAAAAUUACCAUCGCAUUCAUUUGAAAUUGAUCAUGAAGAUGCAGACAAGGAUGAAGAUACAACAUCCCUCUCGUCUUCGAAGGGAGGUGGUGGCGGAGGAGGUGGAUCAGGAGUUUUUAAAUCUGGCUGGCUGUAUAAAGGGAAUUUUAAUAGCACAAUAAACAAUAGCAUCACUGUCCGGUCCUUUAAAAAACGCUUCUUCCAGUUGACGCAGCUCUCAGAUAAUUCAUACAUUAUGAACUUUUACAAAGAUGAAAAAAUAUCAAAGGAACCAAAGGGAUGUAUAUUUUUAGACUCUUGCACUGGAGUUAUCCAGAAUAAACAGCUUAGAAAACAUGCCUUUGAGCUGAAAAUGAAUGACCUGACAUACUUUGUGCUGGCAGCUGAAACAGAGCAGGACAUGGAUGACUGGAUUUCUACUCUUAAUAAAAUAUUGCAAAUAAAUCCCGAAGGAGCCAUUCCAGAGAGGAAAAGUGCAGAUCUAACAGAUCAUAAACUGGUAGGAGAUCCCGGAGAGACCGUAAUGAAUUUUGAAACACAACAUGAAGAAACAGAUUCAGCAGAGAACUCCUUACAUCCGGACCUUGCAAAGUAUAUCACAGAAACAGAAGAAACCACCAGAGCUGCUCGAAACAUGGAUCGACUCAAUCUUUUUUCCCUUGACCCAGAUAUUUGUGUAACAAAGCUCCAGAACUCAGCAAGCGACACUGCCAUCAAACCAUUCGUGGAAAAGACAGCAAAGAGGAUUAUGAUAUGUUGCAAAUCCCUCAGUCUGAAUCUUCAAGCCUGCCUCACAGAAAAUGACAGCGAUCCCAUAACAAAUAUUGAGCCUUUCUAUUUGUCUGUGGCUUUAUUUGACCUCAGAGAGGGGAGGAAGAUAUCGGCAGAUUUUCAUGUAGAUUUGAAUCAUGACAUUGUAAGGCAGCUAACUCCUGGCUUAUCAAGUUUAAAUGAAAACGGAUCGACUUCCCCUUCUGUCACCCAGGCUAAAGAAUUGGAAGAACCUCAGAUCAAAGGAUUUCCAGAGAAGUGGAUGAAGUACCCCAGACAGGCUAUAUUCUCCAUAACAAAUACACACUCUGAUGUGGUUUUGGUUGCCAGAAUAGAAAAAGUUCUCAUGGGAAACAUUGCAAGCAAUGCUGAUCCGUACAUUAAAAAUUCAGAUUCCAGCAAGUCAGCACAGAAAUUAUUGAAGUCAACAAAGCAAUUUUGUAGCAAAUUGGGAAAAUACAGAAUGCCUUUUGCUUGGUCCAUGAGACCAGUAUUUAAAGACAACUGUGGAACCAUUGAUCGAGAGUCUAGAUUCUCCCCUUUGUUCCGACAAGAGGGUAACAAGAUUGCUACUGAAGAUCUGAUUAAACUGGUGUCAGAAUAUAGAAGGGUUGAGAAGAUUAGCAAAAUACAGAUAAUUCCUGGAAGUCUGGAAAUAUCAGUAGACAUUGUUCCCAUGGAACAUCCAAACUGUCUUACCUCGUCUCUAGUACCAAUUAAACCAUUUGGUGACAUAGAGAAACACCCACCCACAGUGGAAGUUGAAGAGUUUGUUCAGCCAUCAACCAAAUAUUCCCUGCCUUAUAGAACCUAUAAAAACCAAAUAUAUUUAUAUCCCAAACAUCUCAAGUACGACAGUCAGAAAUGCUUUAACAAGGCAAGGAACAUAAUGGUGUGCAUUGAAUUUAAGAACUCUGAUGAAGAAGGAAGUCAGCCUUUAAAGUGUAUUUAUGGAAAACCUGGAGAUCACUUGCUUACAACAGCAGCAUAUACCACAAUUCUCCAUCAUUCUCAGAAUCCCGAUUUCUACGACGAGGUGAAAAUUGAGCUUCCCACUCAACUUCAUGAGAAACAUCACAUUCUGUUUUCAUUUCAUCACGUCACCUGUGACAUAAAUGCAAAAGCUAAUGCCAAAAAGAAAGAGGCUCUGGAAACUCCAGUUGGAUUUGCAUGGCUACCUCUAUUCAAAAAUGAACAGCUCAUCUCGCAAGAUCACAUGAUCCCUGUUGCCACUUGCUUGCCUCCAAAAUAUUUAAGUUAUGAAGAUGCUGCAUCAGGAAAGCAAAGUGGAAGUGAUCUCAAAUGGGUGGAUGGUGGAAAACCACUUUUUAAAGUAUCAACGCUUGUUGCAUCAACUAUAUAUACUCAGGAUCCAUAUCUGAAUAGUUUUUUCCAGCAAUGUCAAAAAAGAGAAAGUGAUCAAGUGACGGCUACAUCACCCUCCUUUAUUACAUCUUGUAAGAACUUACUGAAUAUAGAGAAAAUACACGUGAUAAUAAACUUUCUCCCUGUUCUGCUAAAUCAACUCUUUCAUGUUCUGACCCAAAAUAUUGAUGAUGGCAUCAUUACCACCACCACGAGAGUCCUCACUGACAUUGUCGCUAAAUGCCAUGAAGAACAGUUGGAGAAUUAUGUCCAUUCAUACAUAAAGUAUGUGUUUAAAACAAAAUCGCAUGGAGACUGCACAGUCCACGAGGAACUGGCCAAGGGUUUGACAAGCCUCUUAAAGUCCAAUGAAUCCAAUACAAUAAAGCAUGUUUUAAGGCACUCCUGGUUCUUCUUUGAAAUCAUUAUCAAAUCAAUGGCUCAGCAUCUACAUGACCUGGACAUGGUCCAAGUUCAGCGCACUAAGAGGUUUCCUGAAUCGUUCCUCAAUGAACUGGACUCCCUUGUGAUGGGCUUCUCAGAUCACAUCAUUUGGAAAUACAGAGAUGCCAUGGAAGAAACGAAAAAAGCCAAUUUGAGCGUGGCCUGUUUUUUAAAACGUUGCUUCACGUUUAUGGAUCGUGGUUUCAUCUUUAAAAUUAUCAGUAGCCAUAUCAGUAUGUUUAGCCCGGGAGAUCACAAGGACUUGUAUCAGUAUAAGUUUGAGUUUCUUCAGGAGGUAUGCAAUUACGAGCACUUCGUCCCACUCUGUCUACCAAUACGAUCUGCCAAUAUUCCAGAUGCUGUUACUCCUUCAGACUCAACUAAAGCUUUGCAUGCUUCAGAUAUGCCAGAAUAUACGUUGACUGAUGAUUUCUGUCGAAAACACUUCCUGAUUGGGAUACUUCUUAGGGAAAUUGGAUUUGCCUUGCAAGAAGACCAAGAUAUCCGACAUUUAGCCUUAGCAGCGCUAAGAAAUCUCAUGACUAAACAUUCAUUUGAUGAUCGUUACGCAGACAAGGAAAAACAGGCUCAAAUAGCCAUACUCUAUUUACCUCUCUAUGGACUUCUAUUGGACAAUAUGCCCCGGAUUUUCAUGAAGUAUUUUUUUCCAUUUGGAAUAAAUACAUCUAACCAGGGCUCCAGGGAUGACCUGAGUACAGCAGCAGUCUCUCAAAGCCAGUCAGCCUUGAAGCAUGCCACAUCCGCUGACACCUCAUUCUCCAAAGACGUUCUAAACUCCAUUGCUGCUUUUUCUUCAGUUGCCAUCACGGCAGGAAACAAUGCUGAUUCUCGAGCAUCUCUAGCUAGCCUGGAGUCUAUUCCUAGCACAAAUGAGAAGAAUAGCGACAAGGCCGAGAACUGUGAAAAGAUUGCAAGACCAUUGUCUCUGAUUGGCUCAACGCUUCGAUAUGACAAACUUGACCAGGCCGAAACCAAAACUAUAUUGAUGUGUUUUCUUCAUAUUAUGAAAAUGAUAUCAAAGGAAAUGUUAGUCUCGUACUGGCAGAGGGCUCCCAAUACGGAGAUAUAUGACUUUUUCAGCAUUCUGGAAGUAUGUCUUCAAAACUUCAGAUAUCUCGGAAAAAGAAACAUAAUACGAAAAAUCACUGCAGCUUUCAAACUUGCCCAAGCAUCUCAGAACAACGGGACCCUGAAAGGCUCUAAUUCCUCUUCUCAAGCGGGACUCCUAACACAGUGGAUACAUUCUGCACAUGAUGGCCAAAAACAUCCAAGGUCACAAACGUUGCCCAUCAUUCGAGGAAAGAAUGCUCUUUCUAAUCCCAAAUUGUUGCAAAUUAUAGAAUUCACAAGCUCAGCAGCCAGUAGUUCAAAUGAGACAGACAUUGUGCAUCAUCUUGAUAUAGAAGCCAACAUUGCCACAGAAGUUUGUAUUACGGUUCUUGACCUAUUGUGUCUGUUCAACGAGACCCAUCAGAAGUUGCAGCCAUCUGACAACCAAAGUGUAUUGAUGAAGAAGGUUUUUGAUACCCACUUACUUUUUUUACAAAUCAACCAAUCAGCGGCUGCCCUGCGUCAUGUGUUUGCCGCUAUCCGGAUGUUUGUAAACAAGUUCCCUUCUGCAUUCUUUCAAGGACAAGCUGAUCUUUGUGGACCAUUUUGCUAUGAAGUUCUUAAAUGCUGCAACCAUCACUCACGCUCCACCCAGACUGAGGCCUCGGCUCUGCUGUAUUUUUUCAUGCGAAAGAACUUUGAAUAUAACAAACAAACGUCAAUUGUGAGAUCUCAUCUACAACUCAUCAAGGCAGUAAGCCAGCUGAUUGCAGAUGCAGGAAUUGGUGGCUCUCGAUUUCAACAUUCAUUGGCCAUUAUCAACAACUUUGCUAAUGGAGACAAACAAAUGAAGAACACUCCGUUUCCAGCAGAGGUGAAAGAUCUCACCAAACGCAUCCGGACUGUUUUAAUGGCAACAGCACAAAUGAAGGAACAUGAGAAGGACCCAGAGAUGCUGGUGGACCUCCAAUAUAGCUUGGCAAACUCGUAUGCCAGCACGCCUGAAUUACGUAGGACUUGGCUGGAGAGCAUGGCAAAAAUCCAUGCCAGAAAUGGAGAUUUAUCAGAGGCUGCUAUGUGCUACGUCCAUAUUGCUGCUUUAAUUGCAGAGUAUUUGAAAAGGAAAGGUUACUGGAACUGUGAAAGCAGUCAGACCCAAAGCAUGCCGCUUGAAGAUACCCAAACCUCUGACUAUAACCCUUUACUAACAUCCGCCAAUGGAAAAAGCUCCUUUUCUAUGGGUUGGCCAGCUUUCCAGACCAUUACUCCAAACAUCAAAGAAGAGGGAGCAAUGAAAGAAGACUCAGGGAUGCAAGAUACCCCUUACAAUGAGGGCACACUUGUGGAACAACUAGAUCUGUGUGUAGACUAUCUGUGGAAAUCUGAACGGUACGAGCUGAUUGCCGAUGUUAGUAAGCCGGUCAUUGCAGUGUUUGAGAAGCAACGAGACUUCAAAAGGCUGUCCGAGCUUUAUUACAGAAUACAUCGAUCCUAUCUAAAAAUCGCUGAAGUUGUAAAUGCAGAGAAACGUUUAUUUGGACGAUAUUAUCGAGUUGCUUUUUAUGGUCAGGGCUUUUUUGAAGAAGAGGAAGGCAAAGAAUAUGUGUAUAAAGAACCCAAACUGACUGGGCUCUCAGAGAUAUCACAGCGACUACUCAAGCUAUACGCUGAUAAAUUUGGAGCAGACAAUGUCAAAAUUAUUCAGGAUUCCAACAAGGUAAACCCGAAAGACCUAGAUCCAAAGAUUGCCUACAUACAAGUUACAUAUGUCACGCCUUACUUUGACGAGAAGGAGAUGGAAGACAGGAAAACCGAUUUUGAAAAACAUCACAAUAUUAGCAGAUUUGUGUUUGAAACUCCAUUCACAUUGUCAGGAAAGAAGCACGGAGGUGUGGAGGAGCAAUGCAAGAGGCGAACAGUUCUGACAACAAGUCAUUCUUUUCCUUAUGUGAAGAAAAGGAUACAAGUUGUUAAACAGACAAGCACGGAACUGAACCCCAUUGAAGUCGCAAUAGAUGAGAUGUCGAAAAAGGUUUCAGAACUUAAGGAACUCUGCACAAUGGAAGGAGUAGAUAUGAUUAGGCUUCAACUUAAGCUUCAAGGGAGCGUGAGUGUUAAAGUAAAUGCUGGGCCUAUGGCAUAUGCAAGAGCUUUCUUAACAGAGACAAAUGCAAACAAUUACCCAGAGAGUCAAGUGAAGCACCUUAAAGAAAUAUUCAGACAAUUUGCAGAAACCUGCGGGCUUGCUCUGGAAGUCAAUGAGCGGCUUAUAAAAGAGGAUCAGCUGGAAUAUCAAGAGGAAAUGAAAUCCCAUUACAGAGACAUCCUGGCAGAGCUCUCUGAAGUCAUGAAUGAGCCGCUAUCAUGUGACCCUUGCUUGUUCAGCUUCUCCUCUUCCUUGUCUAACAUUUCACUCGGUGCUAUAGGGAAAAUUGAUGACAUACCGAGAAGAUCCAACAAAGCAUCAAGGAGCCGAGAAACAAUACAUUCUUCGAUCAAUCAGUAGGGCAAAUACAGUCCAACAGACCUCAUCGUGGAAAGCUGAUUCUUGAUCUAAGCUAUUUUUUUUAAUUAUAAUUUUUAUGUUUUUGGGAUGGGGGGGGGGGUAUUUUUUUUAAUGGAUUCACACCUCAAGCCGCCAACUGACCUGGUCAUUAAAAGGGAAGAGCAACACAGCAAAAUGGACUAUUUGAAACUUAGAUUGUAAUUUUAAUUUAUUUUAAAACAUUAUUCUUGUAAAGUGCUUUGUGUAUUUUCAUCUUGCCGGUGGAUACGGGCAGUAGUAUUAAUGCCCUAUAGCUCUCUACACAGGGCGAUACCAGUGUUUACUUCUAGCACUUAAACAUGUAACAUGCACCCUCUUGCAAACUGCUUCUUCUCUUUAUUUUAUAUCUGACAUUGUUUUAUUUCUCGCUCAUAUUUUAAGAGUUUUAAUUCUAUGUUUUAUAAUAAUUAAGCAUAUUUACAUUGGAAAUUGUACAUAGGAGAUGUGUAAAAUUGGUCAUUUUUAUAGAAUUCACA